Molecule: messenger RNA, 2014 nt
Organism: Thunnus maccoyii (southern bluefin tuna)
Lineage: Eukaryota; Metazoa; Chordata; Actinopteri; Scombriformes; Scombridae
Product: PC-esterase domain-containing protein 1A-like
Exons: 12
Coding region: 225-1640 (471 amino acids)
Source: RefSeq, a predicted model, not a curated record
GAGGGGGAAGGGUCAGACACUUUUAGCAACUGGUCAACGUGAAAUAAUUGGUUCUUUAGGUGGUUUUGAUAUGUAACUGGUGAGCUGGGCGGAAGGAGAAUCCGUGGCUGUGCUUUUGUUAUCAGGUGAAGAGCAGCAGAGCCAGAACCCGCCAACACGGUGGGCAAACAUUAGUACGGAAAUAACCUGGACAAGUAGUCCUGUGAACAGAUUGCUGUGCAGCCAUGAGGACAUUUGUAACGCGGAGUCAAGCCAGGCAGCUCCUGCACAACAAGUUCGUGGUGGUUCUUGGUGGUUCAGUACAGCGCUCCAUGUAUAAAGACCUGGUUCUGCUGCUUCAGAGGGAUCAGUACUUGACUCUGCCUCAGCUCAAGUCCAAAGGGGAGCUUUCCUUUGAGCGGGACAGCCUGGUGGAAGGAGGUCGUUUGGGUCCCAUGACUAAUGGCACCGAGUAUAGAGAGGUCCGGCAGUACCGCUCUGACCACCACCUGCUGCGUUUCUACUUCCUGACACGCAUCUACUCGCCAUACGUGGAGAGCAUCUUGGAGGACUUUCAGCAAGGACUCAAGCCUGAUGUCAUCGUCAUCAGCUCCUGUGUGUGGGACAUCACCAGGUACGGAUUGGAGUGUUUUCAACAGUACAAAGAGAACCUCCACAAGUUCUUUGGCCAGAUUAAAACCAUUGUUUGCCACGAAUGUCUCAUCCUGUGGACUCUGGCCAUGCCACUUGGCAAGAAGAUCAAGGGUGGAUUCUUAGUGCCUGAAAUAAGCCACUUGGGUCCCACAGUAUGCUAUGACAUCAUUGAGGCUAAUUUGUACAGUGGUCGGCUGGCUGAUGCCUAUGGCUUGGACAUCCUUGAUCUACACUUCCACUUCCGCCUCAACCUGCAGAACCGCAUGCCAGACGGCGUCCACUGGGAUGCACUGGCCCACCGACGCAUCAGCAGCCUCCUGCUGCAGCACGCUGCUGAUGCCUGGGGAGUACAGCUGCCUCACCCCCCCUUCCCUCCAGGACAAGUGUGUCAGGGUUACAGGCGAGACUUUGGACAUCACAGUUUCAGACCAGAAUGGCCCCAUCCAAGACCCCCCCUGGACUCAGGUGCCCUGCAGAGACAGACCCUGGUGCAAUAUGAGCAGAAUCAUCUCAGAUCACAUAACUUUCACUUUGCUCCACCAAACACAGCAAACAUCAGACCCCUGCUGGCGCCAACACAGCAUGCCAAUCACCACCACCCUGCACAGACUGAUGGUCACCACUAUAGAGCUCUCCACUUCCACUGUCAGCAGAACACUGCUGGUUUUGGGAUCAGUGACUUUCACUCUCCACCCCCCGUGCACCCUCAUCCUCCUCCAUGUCGAAGUUUCCCUGCUGCAGGAGACUGGACUCACUCUAGACAGUAUUAUAACCCUUUGCCCCCCACCAACCUGUGGCGGGGUCAGCAAGUUCAUCAUCAGACCAGAGCCAUCUGCUCACAGACAUACUCCAGGUUCAGUGCAGGUGGAGGUUUCCGUUUUUGUCCUCCAUUUCAAGCAGAUGAUCGCUGUGUGAGGAUGAGGAGGUGGAGGCCUCAUGUCAGGGCUCACCCCUACUCCCCCCACCUUCCACUGGUGGGACCCAGACACCAUGCAUAUAGAUGGUGAGCUGCAGAAGCAGAAACACAUUACAGCAGGGACACAGAGACUCUGGAUUUAACGUCAACUGGAUGAUUUCCAAAAAAAAUAAUGAUUCACAGGCAAUGAGUCACUGCUGAUGUUCAAGAAACUUGUUAGGAAGUAAAACAGAUGAGGGAAAGGAUGUUAAGAGAAUUUGAAGUCACCGGCUGUUUCUGGCUGUUGAUGAGAUUAGCAAUUAGGGGUGGUUGGAAGCAUAGUGACGCAUACUAUACCUGCAGUAAAAUACACUCAUCAGUAUUCCUACAUGCUCCAAAUCCAGCCUCAUUUAGAUUUUAGGUGAUGAAAUUGUUGCUUUAUGUUUUUUGACACAAAAAUGGUGAUAAUAAAAUAAUUUUCUAUGC